This is a messenger RNA of Portunus trituberculatus (swimming crab), 6740 nucleotides long. Its product is annotated as SET and MYND domain-containing protein 4-like. The record is from RefSeq and is a predicted model, not a curated record. Gene Ontology annotation, molecular function: protein binding. The coding region runs from base 570 to 2669 and encodes 699 amino acids. NCBI's taxonomy places the organism in Eukaryota, Metazoa, Arthropoda, Malacostraca, Decapoda, Portunidae. The transcript has 13 exons.
GAGCAAUGGCAGUCGUGUCUGGAGUGUCGAGUCGGGUGGACGUGUGCACCGCCCCUCUCAGCCACCACCGCCUCAACCACCUUCUGCACAUCAUAUUUACCGCGCACCGAGCCUAUUUCAAACCUCGCCUGGCGUACAUGACCCUCCCGAAAUUCACUCUUACCUAGCGUCUCAUUUAGUCAUUUAUCGGCGUCCUUCAGUCUGUAGUGGUAACGUAAAGUAAUCAUUUCGUGGCCUCCGUCAGUAGAUAUCAAGCGUCUCUGCUCCGUUCAUUCUGUAGCCUGACCAUCUCCCACCUGCGAGCACACUCCGUUCCUCGCGGCUAUUUUUACUCCGGGAGAAAAGUCUAGAGUGUUCCCGUGACAGGGUAGCGGUGGUGUAGCAGAGGGCACCGCGGAAAGUGUGCCCAGUCGGUGCUUCUAGUGCCUACAGUGAAGACUUCCCGCCACGCCCUCGCCUCCCGGCCCUUACCAGCCCUUACUAGACCUCCCGCAGCUCUCUCAGCAGCCUACAGUCACCCAAGGCUACCCUCUGCAUCACUUCAGGAGGAAAGGAAAGGUUUCUUCAAAAUGGACGACGAGCACCAAGACCCACUGCCUCAUCUCAAUAGGUCGAGGAAGAUGGUCGAGGACAAGGAUCGCCCGGGGUUCUUUAAGGAUUACCACAGGGCAGUUCGUAAAGCCAUAUCGAACGACCAGUUUAAUGAGUUUUCCAAGCUGAAGACCAACGAUGAGAGGAUUAGGUUUUGCUUCUCCCUGCCGGCCAUCCAUGAUAUCGAUAUUAAGUCAUACUUCAGAGGCAAAUCGGAGAAAGAGGCGCUUGAAAAGAAGGAGGCGGGAAAUAAAUGCUUCGGGCGCAAGAAUAAUUUGGAGGCGCUAAGGUUGUACAGCCAGGCGGUGGUUAAGGCUCCGGUGCCCUCUGGUAAAUAUUGGAAGUUAAUCAAGGAAAGUGCUGACCCUAAGAAGAUGACAAUGUAUGCUAUAUGUCUGGCCAACCGCUCUGCCGCCCUUUACCACUUGCGAGAGUACCACUACUGUGUGAAGGACAUUGAUGAGGCGCUGGAGCACCAUUACCCCAAGGAACUCAAGUACAAGUUGUACAAAAGGAAGGCACGUCUCCUAUCCCACAUGAAGCAACACGUAGAGGCUCGAGACGCCUACCGGCAAGCCCUCAAGUGGCUCGACUGGGCCAAGAUGGAGCGGGAAAAGAGGAUUGAGCAUCAAACAGAGAUACAAAAGUGGCUCAAGAUGUAUGAGACGGGGAAGGUGGUUAAGAACUGGGACAUCCCAGAGUGUUAUGUUGAGCACCCCCCAGUUAUCCCAGAGUUAACUGGUGGCAGAAAUGAGCGCUUCUUGUCCACAAGCAAGAAGAUUGACGUCCACUAUGACAACAAUAUGGGUCGCUAUGCUGUGGCAAGUGAAGACAUAGAGCCUGGGGAUGUGUUGGUCACUGAGGAGCCUUUUGCCUCUGUCCUGAAUAGGGAAGAGUUUGGGAGUCACUGCCAAAAAUGUUUCAAAACGACCAAGGCACCAAUACCUUGCAAGAAAUGCUCUUCAGUUCUCUUUUGCUCAGUGGAAUGUCGGCAGAAUUCUUUCUUCCAUACCAUUGAGUGUCCUAUCCUGGAUCUUCUGGUGGGGUCAGGCAUGUCCAUCAACUGCUUCCUUGCACUCCGUCUUGUGACACAAAAGCCAGUGUCUUACUUCCUAGACAUGAAAGAAAAACUCAAUGAGGAGGAUCUCAAGGAAAUCACCAACAACAAGGAGGUGUACGACCCCAGCGACUUCAUGCGCCUGUACAACCUGGUGUGUCACUCUCAGUUCCGCACGGCAGAGGAUCUCUUCCACCGUUGUGUCAUGAUUGUCUUCCUCAUCAAGGCACUGAAGAAGACAAAAUACUUUGACGGCAAAGGUUCCAGCUCGGGUGAUAAGAUCAAUGAUGUGGAGCUGUUCAUUGGAAGCCUUCUGCUGCGCUUCCUUCAGAUAGUGCAAUUCAAUGCUCAUGAAGUCUCUGAGUUCUGUCUGAUGAGUCCAAGGAGUUUGGAUGGUUCUAAAAAUGAGACUCUGGGAGCUGCCAUCUACCCCACUUUGGCUCUCUUCAACCACUCCUGCCACUCGGCACAAGUCAGGUAUUUCAGUGGCCAAAGGGUGAUCACCAAGGCAAUCAGAAACAUUCGUAAAGGAGAAAUAGUACCAGAAAACUAUGGACAGUCCUUCCCUUCUAAGAACAAGAUCCAAAGGAAGGCUGAGCUUGCUGACAGAUACUGGUUUGAAUGCAACUGUGAGGCUUGUCAGAAUGACUGGCCCAUGUACAAGGAUAUGGAUACCUCUGUCAUGCGCUUCAAGUGUCACAAAUGUCAUGGUCCUUUGAAUGUGAACACAGAGCAACUCCUUAAUCCAUUCAUCAAGUGUGAGAAGUGUGGCGAGCAGACCAACAUUCUCUCCACCCUGAAGAACCUGCAGAACACAGAGCAGACCUUCAAGGCUGCAUGUAAAGAGAUGGAUGCUUAUAACCUAGAAAAGGCUGAGGCACUCUUAGUUGAGAACUUGAAGCAGCUGGAGGCAUGCCUGUACCCACCUUACAGGGACUACCACCUCACCCAGGAAGCCUAUAUGAAAGUGUGCCUCUGUCAAGGAAACAUCAGGAUCAGGCAGCCCAAGACAGAGGAGUAGAUUCUUCAAGGCAUAACAACAUUUGAAGUCUGUUGAUAGAUAUACAGUUUUUAUUUGAUACAUUGAUUUAAUGUAGUAGUUUCUGUAUAAUAGUAGUGUUUAUAACUCUGAUGAGCAUAUAUACAAUCUGUAAUACUUAUUUUGAGGCUUUAUACGAUGUAUGCUGUUCAGAUUAUAUAAUGCUGUGCUAUGUAAGGUUCAGAUGUGUGUGUGUGUGUGUGUGUGUGUGUGUGUGUGUGUGUGUGUGUGUGUGUGUGUGUGUGUGUACAUGAAUUGGAUGGGUUAACAUGCCAGCAAGAUCUGUUGAGUGUUUCCUUGAAUGAUUCAUUGCUGUACUUUUCUUUUUUUUUUUUUUUUUUUUUUUCUUUUAAUAUCACAGAAAUAUUCUGCCACUUAAAGAUUUGAUUGAAAGUGAACAGUGCACACAAGAGAGCUGCCUCUGUAGAGGAGCCUUGGUUGCUCUCUGUCACAUGCACUUGUUGAAUGAUCCCUCAAGAUAAGACUUUAUAGAUGCAAAAUUUAUUUGCUUACUUCAGCUUUAAAAUCAUGAGAACAGAACUAUUUGUCAUUAGACAUUUUGCUUCUUCCUAAAUCUUAAGCAGUUAUAUAGUUGUUAAUUCCAAGAAAUCUUCCAAUCUUCAUGUAAUGCUAAUGACAUGCAGAGGAGCAUUCUUUUCAAAUUGUGGUUAGCUAACACUUGCAUUUAUAUAGUUGUUCUAUAUUCCAUCCAAGAUUUACUUGAUAUUUAACUGCUGCAUAAUAUGAGAUAGUGUAAUAUUUUGAAGAUUACUACAACAUAUUUGUAACAAAUGGUUGCAGGAGUUUUAUCCUGCAUAUGAAUCAGGGAAUAUCAAGCACUAACAUCCACCUCAGAAAAUGUGAGUGUAUUUGUCAGUGUAUAUAGUAUUAAGCAGACCCUUGUGAAUAGGCUGAAGGGUGUUCUAUAGCAUUACAAUGCACCCAAUAUAUAUCUGUACAUUUUGUCAUCCAUUUCAGUGACACAUGUAGUGACCCAAUACAGAGCUCUUAUGAUGGGCGUUGUUGUGAUCAACCUUGAGAAACACUGGACUUGGUUUGUUCAUAGUCAGGCAUUAGACUGAGGUGCAGCUGCUGCCAUACAUACAUAGUCAGACAUUGUCACUCACUCUUUGUUGAAUAAAUUUAAUUUUUGUUUCUACAUUGUGUGUGAGAUAUCUUGUAUUAGUAUAGGAAGUGAUAUGGCAUAACUAUGUAAUUAACUGAAUAUUGACUUUGCCUUUAGGAUUGCCCUCCUCUUAUCCAUCAUAGGCCAUAGGGAUUGAUCCAGACACUGAUUGCUGACAGCCAUAUGUGUGUAGUAAGAUCCUGUCCAUGUUUCUGUUAUGAAAGGAGAAUCAAAAUGCUACUAAUGUUGUGCUAACCAGUGAGUUCAUAUAGUAUGCUUGAGCCUAUGUGGGUGAGUCAGUAGAAUUCUAAAGCUUGCAUGCUUACUUCAGGUAAGAAUGGAAUUUUCAAUUGUAUGAUUUUUAACUUAGCCUUGAAGAAUGCUUUAAUACAUUGCAGUGUGUGCCAUGUGAUGCUCAGUGUGAGCACUCAUUAUAUGAAUCAUAAGUGUGAGGAUCAUUUAAUUUUUUGUUGGUUUGAAUAAGAAGAGUAGAAUUUAUUUAUAUGUGUGCAUACUAAAUGUUUUGUCAAGGCAGGUGUUUUUACAACACUAAUGAUAAAGGGAAAUAUUCAGCUUGAGGGCUGAAAUCUUUGAGGACAACAGGGGAAUUAAUUGCAUUCUCACUAUCUUAGUCAAAAGAGUGUUUAGUGCCAAAUGUGUAUGCUUCACUCAGAUAUUUGAGUUUUUGUGAUGUAAGAGAUUUGAAAAGAGUUAUUCAUUCACCAAUUCUUUGAGAUGGAACAAUACUAGUUUUGGUCCACUGCAGGACAAGGGAGUUCAAGCUAGAGAAGCAUACCAGUAAGAAUGGGACAAUUAGCCUAGUUUUGUCCAGAGGCUGAGGUGUUCUUGGCCACCACACUACAUGGCCAGCAAGUUUGUGCCACCAUGGUGGUUGUGAAAAGAAGUGUGUGCCAGAAGAAUAUAUAAUUACAAUGUACAGUAAAGUGUCACCUCAUCAGAUUAACAAGAAAGAAUCAUGAGAAAAGUUAGAUGAUUUGAUGCCAGAUCUUUGACCGUCCUAUUCUCAGUACACCACCUUGACACUGACAGCAUCUAUAAUUCUAGAUACUCUGCAAUCUAACAUUCUUGCUGGCAUUAUUACUAAACAGCUGGUGUACAGUACUAGCCACCUUCACAUCCUACCCUAAACAAAACCUUUUAAUUCUAUUUUCCUUUACAAAUCAUGUUUUCCUAAUUGUGAUAUAAAUGGAUCUGUCAAAUUCUAAGCUGACUGUUGUGGUGCUUCUUGUAUCAUCCUUACACAAGAAUUGUGUAGAAUAUUAGUUGUGAAGCAGUCCAAUAAUGUCUCAUCCUGGACCUUUAGCACAGUAGAAAGCUUACUGAGUUGGUAUGGAACUUUGAUUUCUAUCAACAUUUUUAGGAACUUCUGUAACUUAUGUAACUUUUGUAUACUACUUUAAGUGAACCAAUAUAAUACCUGUUAAAAAGUCAUCCUUUUAGAGUAUUGUUAAAACAAUGAAGACACUGUUGUUGAUAAAGUGAGGUUUUACUGUAAUGCUGAAGAUGGCAGGCCAUUGUUAUAGACUUUGUGCAGUUUUAUUACCCAGCUGAGCUGAUUGAAACCCAUUGCCUGCAUGUGUGUGUGUGUGUGUGUGUGUGUGUGUGUAUAAAAAGCAAGCUACGUGAAGGCCACAGUAACUGUCAGGUGCCUGGUUUGGAUUGACUCACUUCAAAUGUUCAGACAAAGAAUCCCAUGCAUCAGAUGUGCAGAGAGUCAAUUGUCUGCCUGAGAAUGAGUUCUCCCAGUAGCACAGCAAGUGGGUAUUUAACCUGGAUUUCUCAUUUUUCUAGUCAUUAUGAGGCAUCGAUCCCCUUUAUUAGUCGAAAACUUUUCAUUACCCCAAUGAAUAUUUAGCUUUGUGUUCAUGAUAUGCAUUGUGACUCCUGGAUUGUGAUAAUGUUAUGGUUGCACCAGUACUAUACAUUGUACUUUUUAGUAAACUUUUCUACAGAUAUAUCUCAAUUUGGGCUUCUUACAAGUGAGUUUGUUAAUUUAGAUUCCCUUCAGUGUAACUUUCAUACUGAAUUCUAUUGUAAUAUUGUAAAUCUUAUUUUAUGUGGAAUUUGCAUAAAUAGGAAGACUAUAUAUAACUAGUGAAAUCUGCAGUGAGUGAGGGAAAUGUUAGUCUCUCUCUCUCUCUCUCUCUCUCUCUCUCUCUCUCUCUCUCUCUCUCUCUCUCUCUCUCUCUCUCUCUCUCUCUCUCUCUCUCUCUCUCUCUCUCUCUAAUGCUUGUUGUGGUUGAUGCAGAAACACUCACAAGGCAGGACUGACAUAUGUGAGGUAUCUUAUGGUCUAUUCAGUUAAGUUUUGUCUUUCCAGACUAUAAGAUCUGGGCUUGAAUAUUGGUCAUGUUUACCUCUCUAGUAAUGGCUUAAUUUUGCAUUGUUUCGUAACAGGAAACAUUUAAUCAUGACAUAUCCUCUCUCUCUCUCUCUCUCUCUCUCUCUCUCUCUCUCUCUCUCUCUCUCUCUCUCUCUCUCUCUCUCUCUCUCUCUCUCUCUCUCUCUCUCUCUCUCUCUCUACUAUUGUUCAUGAAUGCAAACUGGAAAGAGAUACACUUCUAAAGUUAGUCAAAGUCUGAAGUAACUAAAGAAUCUGAAGAAAUGUGAUCCGUAUAGUAUAACACAUCACAUUAAGAGUCUUUUGGACAGGUACUUGAUAUUCUUCUGUAAUUAUUUUGGAAGGAAAGGACCAGACACACUUCAAGUUGUGCCACAGUUCAGCAGCAUUACUGUAGACUUUUAUAUCUCAUAUUUCACUAGACUUUCUUGCUGCAAUUCUUCAUGCAUAAUUCAUAUUUGCAUUUUUUUUUACUUGUUUAGAAAUUUAUUUACUUUGAUUAUGCCUUAAAUAGUGCCUUUUGUACACUACUACAGACUGACUAAGAUAAAGAGAUUUAUGUUGA